This is a messenger RNA of Cotesia congregata, 363 nucleotides long. NCBI's taxonomy places the organism in Eukaryota, Metazoa, Arthropoda, Insecta, Hymenoptera, Braconidae. The record is from the annotation of a GenBank genome assembly.
AUGGAAAGCAGUGAAAACUGGCCGGAUGGAAGGAAGAACUUGGAGGCGUCGGUGCCCAAGAAAUUCAGAAAGGAACAGUCCCCAAUAGGAGAAAUAGGAAGCCUGAAUUGGGCCAUGUUGUUCCUUUGCAUCGGGAGCCUCGGGAUUUCCGGGAUCCUCGCCUAUCGGCAGGUUCUUCUGGAGUCCAGACUGGCCACCGUCGAGGCAAGGUGCGACCAUCAGGAAAACAGCGAGGUAAUUGUCAAGAGGCUCCGGAGAGAGGUCCAGGAUGCCUUUUUGGGACAGAAAAUUCCCUAUCCUGAGGGAGGGAUCUUCAGGGUCAAGAGGGAUCUUAAUGACUGCAAUUGUCCGCCUGGUAAGUAG